AUGUCGAACCGCUUCGGCUUCGGCGCGCCGUUCCCGUCACACCAAGAGCAGCGGCAGUCACCACAGGCCUUCAGCCCAAUUCCAUACGUGACAGAGUCAAUGGGUGGAGGCUUCAAAACCUCGGAUAUCUUCUCGCGACUACUGCAGGAGCGUAUCAUUACCUUGAACGGAGAAGUCGAAGACUCCAUGUCCGCUGUGGUCAUUGCGCAACUGCUCUUCCUCGAAGCAGAGAACCCCGAAAAGCCAAUCUCCAUGUACAUCAACUCGCCCGGUGGAAGUGUCAGCGCAGGGCUGGCAAUAUAUGAUACCAUGAACUACAUAAGAAGUCCGGUCAGCACGACAUGUAUGGGCAUGGCCGCUUCCAUGGGCUCAUUGCUUCUUGCUGGGGGAGAGCCUGGUCAGCGGUAUAUUCUGCCGCACGCGAGGGUCAUGAUCCACCAACCAAGCGGUGGUUACCGUGGCAAAGCAAGCGACAUUGCAGAUCACGCGAAGGAGAUCUUAAGGAUACGGGAUAGGCUGAACAGGAUCUACCAGAACCAUCUCACAAAGGAGCGGACAUUAGAGGAAAUUGAGAAGUACAUGGAACGCGACUACUACAUGGAUGCAGAAGAGGCUGUGGAGUUUGGCAUCGUGGACAAGAUUAUGGAGAAGAGGGUCGUACCGGGAAAGGACGAAGACAGCAACUAG
Parastagonospora nodorum SN15 is the source of this 687-nucleotide messenger RNA. RefSeq lists its product as hypothetical. Bases 1 to 687 code for a protein of 228 amino acids. The record is from RefSeq and is a predicted model, not a curated record. Gene Ontology annotation, biological process: protein quality control for misfolded or incompletely synthesized proteins. Gene Ontology annotation, molecular function: serine-type endopeptidase activity; ATPase binding; ATP-dependent peptidase activity. The transcript has 2 exons. Gene Ontology annotation, cellular component: endopeptidase Clp complex. Lineage: Eukaryota; Fungi; Ascomycota; Dothideomycetes; Pleosporales; Phaeosphaeriaceae.